AUGUCCAUUCUUAAUGGGAAAACUAUUGGUUUCGUGGAAGGUUGGGCUAGCGAUGAAACCUGCGUUCGGAGACAGCCUGGCAGCAGUACCUCAUUUACCGCUAAGAACGUCCCCACUCCCACAGAUAUGGUGGCCCAGCUUAAAAGUGGCGCAGAAGUUGUAAGAAGCAAGGAGGAUUUUAAUUUUAAAGGAAGAAUUAUCAUGUCAGCUUACAUAGACAUGCCAGAAAUGGAUUCCAAUUGUCCUGUCUGUUUUGAAAUGUUGAUAGAUCCAACAACAUUGAACUGUGGACACAACGUAUGCAGACACUGCCUGGCACAAUGGUAUCUGUCUGGUCAGAGACAAAACUGUCCAGUUUGUCAUCAGGAUUUGUUAUCAAGAUUAAGAUCCAGAAUAAUGACUCAGCAGCAAUUGCAGCUUUCUCCAGGCACAGAUAUUCUUCAGAAAGUUUCCACACAAAUUAACCGAGAACUGGCUGAGAAGUUGUAUUUUAUGGAAGUGAUGGUUAGCUAUGGUUAUGCACUGUGCAUAUUUCUGACAGUUGCACUGUUUGUAUGGUUGACUUCAAGCUGGUUUAAUGGAGAUGGCAGUACUUUGCUGGUGAACAAUCCAGUGCAGAAGUGGUCUGUGGAAGAGGUCGCUGACUGGAUUGGGGAACAUGGUGAAUGGGCCAAACAGAUGUAUGCUGGGAUAUUCAAGGAACAUCAAAUAGAUGGUCGUCUGUUGGGCAGCUUACAAGAAGACGAUUUAGGGUUAAUAGUUGGAACAUCUAUUCCACCAGUUCACAAAAGAGCACUACUGGAGGCAAUACAAGUAGUACAGCAUCUGGGUGUGAAACCACCUAAAAACUUGUGGGAGUACAAGGCAUUUUAUCCUGUCAAGACUAAUAUUUUAGCGAUCGGCAUAAAGAAUCAUCCAAGGCUCCUGUUCCUCUAUCUAUACUGGUUUGACUACCAAGACUCUUUCCUUCCAUUUAUACAUAAAGUCGUUCCUGUGGAAAAUGUCUCAGAUGAAAUGCUGAUGGCUAACAGGGCUCCUCCUACAUUAGGACAGUGGUGUAGAUUUUUACCUCAGCUGAUUCUUUGUCCUUACUGGUUAAUAGCUGUAUUUACCUGGGACUGGAUUACUGUGCAUAUGUGGACUUCAUGCUUUGUGCUUAUCAGCUGUGUCAUCUACACAGUGCAGGAAGCCUUAGAAGUAAAAUUCUCGUCAGUGUCAAAGUUAAGUCUUGAGUCCAUCCUUGGCCAUGUCUUUGGAAUGAUGAUGCAACUCUUCUUGCUGCCACUAAUUCCUGGUUUCAUAAACAUUUGGUUUUACUUGAGAGUAUUUGUGGACCCAAUUUUUUAUCUUGUAUAUUUUGUAAGGGUGCUCUCCCAGCGGGCACUCAACGUUGCCUAAAAUAUGUUUUCAUUUCUUAUCAUUUUUUGCAUAACAGCAUAACAGUAUAUUUAGGGAGGAUAUUUUUCUCUCAUGUUCAUAUGAACAGUUAUAAGUA
Messenger RNA from Lingula anatina, 1495 nucleotides. Its product is annotated as bifunctional apoptosis regulator-like. The record is from RefSeq and is a predicted model, not a curated record. NCBI's taxonomy places the organism in Eukaryota, Metazoa, Brachiopoda, Lingulata, Lingulida, Lingulidae.